AUGGCCAUCGAGUUUGCCACGGGGGCGAUGCGCUCCCUCAUUCCCAAACUGGGGGAACUGCUCCUGGAUGAGUACAACCUGAAGGGAACUGUGAAGAAGGGGAUUAGGGACCUCAAGGCCGAGCUCGAGACCAUGCAAGCUGCUCUUGAGAAGGUCUCCAACGUGCCAUUGGACCAGCUUAAUUCACAAGUCAAGAUCUGGGCCAAUGAAGUCAGGGAGCUAUCCUAUGCCAUAGAGGACAGUCUUGACUCAUCCAUGGUGCGCAUAGAUGGUCUUCAGCCUACAAAACCACGCACCUUCAAGGGCUUCAUCAAGAAGACCCGCAACAAGGUCAGCAGGUUCAAGAUCCGCCAUAGAAUAGCUGAUGACAUCAAACACAUUAAGAUUCAAGUUAGGGAGGUCAAGGAACGGUUUGAAAGGUACAAGAUCAACGAUGUUAUGUCUAAUCUCGCCACAACGACAGUUGACCCUCGUCUCUUGGCUAUGUACAACAAGGUAUCUGACCUUGUUGGCAUUGACAAGGCGAUGGAUGAGCUAAUGAGGAUGUUGCCUGAGAAAAGUGAAUUGUUGAAGAAUCAACCACUCAAGACUGUCUCCGUUGUUGGAUUCGGAGGAUUAGGCAAGACAACUCUGGCUAGAGCAGUUUAUGACAAGCUUAGCAGUUCAUCCACUUGUAGGUGUUUUGUACCAGUGGGUCAAAACCCUGACACGAAGAAAGUUCUUAGGGACAUACUCCAUGAACUUGACAAGGAAAAGUACAUAAACAUCACUGCAUCAAAAAUGGAUGCAAGGCAGCUCAUCGAUGAGGUGCGUGGAUUUCUUGGGAACAAGAGGUACUUUGUCGUUAUGGAUGACAUAUGGGAUAUACCAACGUGGGAAGUGAUAAAGUGUGCUUUACUGGACACUAAAUCUGAUAGUAGAGUAAUCACAACUACUCGUAAUAUUGAAGUUGGCAAGAGAAUUGGUGAAAUUUAUAACAUGAAACCGCUUUCCAAUGUUGACUCCAAAUCCUUAUUCUAUACAAGAACAUGUGGUGGUGAAGGAGUAAGUUCAGAUAACCAACCUGCUGAAGUAACAAGCAAGAUUUUAAAGAAAUGUGGUGGUGUGCCAUUAGCUAUCAUUACAAUGGCUAGCUUGCUUGUUGGUAAACGAAGUGAGGAUUGGUCUAAGGUUUACGAUGCCAUUGGCUUUGGGCAUGAAGACAACGAAGUUGUUCAUAACACAAGAAAGAUAUUGUCUUUUAGCUAUUAUGAUCUCCCUUCCGAUCUAAAGACAUGUUUAUUGUAUCUAAGUAUGUUUCGUGAGGAUAGCUUUAUUGAGAAAAUACCACUCAUAUGGAGGUGGGUCUCUGAAGGUUUUGUACCUGAUAGAGAAGGAAUGGGGUCAUUUGAGGUGGGAGAGAUCUAUUUCAAUGAGCUAGUAAACAAAAGCAUGAUCCGAUGGAUAGAAUUUGAUGAACGUCGGAAAGUUCUAAGUGGUUGUCAUGUCCAUGACAUGGUGCUUGAUCUCAUUCGCACAAUAUCAAAUGAUGUGAACUUUGUUACAGUAGAUGCCAUGGAGAAGAAUAGCAUAUGUUCGCAAGGCAAACAAACCAAUAAGGUUCGCAGAUUAGCACUUCACGGAGGAAGUGUGGAACACAACUCUAGCAUUCGAAUGGAAUGGGUGAGGUCAUUUACUGCUAUCUCGUGCAGUGAUAGUGGAAUGCCUCAACUGUCAAUCUUUAAAGUAUUACGUGUACUAGUUAUAGAGGAUUGUGUUUUUCCUGAAGGCCAUAGUCUCAAGGAUCUUGGCAAGUUGGUCCAGCUGAGGUACCUAGGACUAGUGGGGACGUCGGUCAAGCUCCCGGAAGGAAUAGGGCAUGAUCUAAAAUUUCUUGAGAUAUUGGACGUCAGGGGAGGUACCAUAAGUGAGUUGCCAUCAUCUAUUGGUGAGCUAAAGAAUUUGAGGUGCUUGUGGGCUGAUAAGGGUACAGAGAUGAAGGGUGAGAUAGAGAAACUGACAUGCCUUGAAGAGUUGCAGCUUUAUUCGGUGGACAAAUGUCCAAACUUCUGCUCUAUGGUGGGGAAGCUAACAGAGUUGAGGGAGCUCAACAUCCAUUUCAACCAAAUGGCAGAGACGGCGGGCAAGACUCUGGUGGAGUCUCUGUGCAACCUGCGCAAGAUCCGCAGCCUGGCUACCUGGCCUCAUGGUGUAUCCUCGCAUGUUCUGGGUGGUAGCUUGGAAUACUUCGCACCCAGUUCAAAUCUCCGUUUGUUCCAUAUGUUGAGGAUACUUAUACCCAAGAUGCCAUCGUGGAUCAAUUGUUUGCGUGUUCCACUCCUUUUUCGCCUGUGUUUGCAUGUGGAGGUGGUAGAAGCUCAGGAUAUUCAAACCCUUGGAAGGUUACCGUCGCUCCUCCAACUCAUGCUCAGAGUGGAGAAAAGGUGCACAUCAUGUACUUUUGGCAGCGAUGAGUUUCACAAACUGAGUUUGCUGAAGACCAAUAUGGAGAUCUGUAUUGGACAAGGAGCAUUGCCGAUGCUUAAAACGCUGGCAUACAGUGCCAGCGCUCGAGAAACGGAUGUGGCCAGCUUGGUAACCUUGUUGACAUGGAGUGGGAAUUGCCCUUUGCUGGAAAACAUCAGCUGUUCUAUUAACUGCGCUAACAGUGGGAAUGUGGAGAUACUGGAGGCAGCGCUGAUGAUCGCCGCCAAACAUCAUCCCAAUUAUCCCAAGCUCAAGGUAGAAAGAGAGAACUACGUCCGACCAGAAGGCAGGUCGAGAGGUAGUGCACCGCACUACUGCAAACAAAGAAGAGGCAGGCAUUGA
This is a messenger RNA of Triticum turgidum subsp. durum (durum wheat), 2808 nucleotides long. The record is from the annotation of a GenBank genome assembly. NCBI's taxonomy places the organism in Eukaryota, Viridiplantae, Streptophyta, Magnoliopsida, Poales, Poaceae.